AUGCCUCAAUCCGUACUCGAAGGCCGAAUCGUCAAGAGAGGCCAAACUUCUCGGAAACAGUCGCAAGCUGCGACUCAACUGACCACCAGACCCAAGGCUGAGAAGAAUGGAAGAGCCAAGCAAAACAAAGAGCUGGCAAAUCACAAACACAAAGAAGCCAUCAAAUACUACUAUCUCACACGUCGAUAUACCCUUCAAAAACUCCAUGAGGCAAUGGAAAUAAUUUUCAAGGUUGGAGCAACCUCUAAACAGUAUUCAGGUUAUGUCGACAAAUGCAAUUUCAGAAAGAAACUGACAAAGGAGGAGUGGGAAUCAGUAGCAGCAUACUGCUACAAGUCCCACGCUCUGGGCCAAGAAGUUGCAAUUAAACUGAAUGGGCAAUAUAUACUUGAACCGCAAACCGUCAGGAAAGAGCUUCCACGAAACAUUUCGCUUGGGGUACAGAAUAAAAUUCGACGUCAAGAAAUCGCGAUUCCACCAAUUUCACAAUGGCCACUGCGUGUGGGACAACUUGAAGUGUGCAUCCCGACAGUUAACACCACCAUCCAAAGAAUGCCCCAGUCAGUCUGGAGACGUCUUCCUGCUUGGGAAUCACAGAAGCCGCUACUCCAAAUUUGCCAGAAAACCUGUCAAAGGUUCGGUCAAACGGAGAUGGGGAUUGGCAGGCUUGCCAAUAGCAACUAUUUCAAAUACCUGAGGACUCUUCUGUACCGGCUUUCCAACAGUUUGAUUAAAUUUGAUGUGCUAUACAGACUUCUGGACAAAGUUGAGAGCUUAGGAUUUCGAUCCUCAUUGAAAGAACUGUUAUCCUUCAAGACAAACACAGUUAGGGUAGCGGCAGAAAAUAUUUUACCCCUUCUCAUUUUCCGAUGCGACGAAGAUCUCAUAGAACACAUAUUUGGAAUCCAUGGCGUCUUGCAGCCGCCGGCGAAUUGCUACGAAGCUAUACUUCAACUACUAGAACCAGGGUUAUAUAUGAUAGUUCGGUCUAACUGCUUUAAAUCUUCGCAUGUGCCAGAUGGAUUUAGCGGUUGGCCUGGUCUCGAGGAUCUAGUCGAUUUUUCUCAUCACCAAGCGGGCAAGGCUCUUGUGACUUUUCUCCAGUCGCAACAGAUUGUUCCUUCCACACUCUCUGAGGCUGCUAUACUUGUUGCCUGCGUGAUUGACUGGGGGCUCAUAUCAAUCACUACGAUGAAACAGAUGCUACCAAGUUGCUUUGAUUGGGGAGAUGUCGAAGCAGAAUAUGAAACUAUGUUUGAGCGGUGCAUUGCAAGAUUCAAAAACACCAUUCCAAUACAGGAUGUUCUGUCUUACGGUUUCCGGAGAAAUAUGUACAUGAAUGCCCUCAUCGCGGUUUUGGUCAACAAUUGUAAAAUCGCUUCCGAUAUUCUUCCAUUCACGGAAAUAAAUGUUCCAACGAUACCCUGCAUGGGAAAAUGCGACAAAAUUUACAACAGCUGCAAUGAUGAUUGCCUGGCAGAAACCCUCGGACUGGAGGUGUUUUCUCGCCUUGUAUCAGCCACAGCCAAGGAACAAUAUAACCAGAACCGCGAUUGGAAUCCUGAUAGUCUUCGAUAUUGGGAAGUGGGAUUGCUCAGCUGUUCGCUGACUGUUGCAUGCGGUAUGAACUAUCAACGGCUAUAUACGUUUAUCCUCAAAUAUCUUCAGAGCUGUCACUUUGGUUCCUUGCCAAGCUAUUCGGCCCACGAGAGCUCUAGCGAAGAGUCUGUGGAUGAUUAUGGGGAUUACUCUGGAGAUGAUCCUGAGUACCGAACGGGCUUUCAGAUAAGAUUACGGGAUAUUGAAAUAGUGAAUAUUCUAACAGGGGCUUUGGUAGAGAUAAUUGAUAUAGGACGCCAGGAAAUAGAUCCAUGGUACGAAAGUUUCAGGGAACAUUUCCGUGAUUUUGUGGGGAGAGAAACGGACCUUAGUCAUAAAGAACGACUCGAGCAGUGUCAAAAGAUUGUUGAAUCGGGAGCCAAAAUUGGCGAUGACACGCAAGUAUCUUUCAAAAAUUCAAAUUCAAGUUAUGAGAAGUCAACGAUCCUCAAUUAUGCUAUAGCCUUCCUAGACGUUGACCUAGUCAAGGUAUUACUAAAGUUUGGCGCGGAUCCAAAUCUCAAAGACUAUAAGGGGCGAACACCAAUCAUGAUGUUAUUGAUUAUCCUAGCUCUAAAGAGUGGUGCCGGUGUUGAAGACAAGUGGCAUUGGAUAUACAGGAAAAAAGAAUUCGGGGAGAUCCUUCAUUAUCUCCUAACGGCAGGCGCUAGAUAUCCCACCAAGAAUACGCACAUCGCGUGGAACUGGAGUACAUACAAACGCGGCCAGAGUGCCUGGAAAGAAUAUUUUACUUUUCACGAUCUGGAGACCCGUUUGCGACCGGAAUUCAUGACAGCGCUUCGUAUUGGAGACAUUGAUCAGAUAUCCAGCUUGUGGGAUGGCGAAUUUGAGCGACUUGAGCCUACAAAACCCGAGCCAUGCGGUAGCUGUGAACAUCUCAUCAAUAUUUUUGAUCAAGCUUUCGGUGAAACUGGAUGGUGGAGGAGCUUCAGUUUUAUAACUAAGCUAUGCUGGAAUACUUGGGAUCCGGGUUCUCGUUCUUAUCUAACCCUCGAUCAGGUUGUACUGGGAUUUCAAAAGAAACGAACCCAAUUCCGGACCGAAGGAAGUAUUUUAUGUAUCUUGAGGUAUAGCGGCAGACUAUCGGUAAUGAGGUAUCUCCUUAUGCUCGGCGAUGAGGUGGAGCUGUUCAAAAAGUUCAUUCUUCAUCACCCUAUCGAUGCGAAAGCGGAAAUCUCAACAUCCUUCCCCGGGGAGAUGACCCUUUUGGAACUGGCAGCUAAGAACGAAAGGGCCAAGUGUCUCCUUCUUCUGCUUCAAAAUGGAUGCAAUCCUAACGAAGAAGUCGGCGCACGUGGACCUUGUAGUAUCUCAGCAUUAAAUUAUGCCGUUGAGACCGGGCAUCUCGAAAUAGGGAAAAGUCUUCUCGAAUACGGUGCCGACAUAUAUAGGAUAUCAGGAACACAUGACCCCAAACACUUUCAAACUCCUGUUGAAUUCGCAGUAGAGCUUCGGCGACUCGAUUUCAUCGCGCUUUUCCUUCUACACAGCAUCGAGUGUCGUGACAUAGCGCUAGCUGCUGCCAAAAAGUAUGGCCACAAAACCAUAGCAAAAUGGAUAAAGGACGAAUGGAUGCCGAAGCCUCUAGACCCAACUAAUUCUCUAAGAAGCCCUUCCACAUACGAUAUCGAAGAUUAUAUACAUGAAUGGUGCUAUGAAUAG
Molecule: messenger RNA, 3282 nt
Organism: Orbilia oligospora ATCC 24927
Lineage: Eukaryota; Fungi; Ascomycota; Orbiliomycetes; Orbiliales; Orbiliaceae
Exons: 3
Coding region: 1-3282 (1093 amino acids)
Molecular function (GO): protein binding
Source: RefSeq, a predicted model, not a curated record